Prorocentrum cordatum is the source of this 615-nucleotide messenger RNA. Lineage: Eukaryota; Dinophyceae; Prorocentrales; Prorocentraceae. The record is from the annotation of a GenBank genome assembly.
AGGCAGAGGCCCUGCUGCAGUCCCCGGCCGAGCCGACGGGUGGCUUCGAGGAGGCGCAGAAGAUCCGGAUGGCGCUCGCGGCCAUGCUUGGGGCGCCGGCGCAGGUGGACAAGGCCCUCGCCUUUCUGCGCAAGCGGAAGCCGCUGGGCGACACGGUGGAGGCUGAUGAGCUGCUGCUGCAGGUGGAGCUCUUGGACCUGCUCGGUGAAGAGGCGCUGCACACGCUGCCCCUCCUCGAGAAGCUGCAGGCGUUGGAGGACAAAGCCCCGUGGCUGCAGCGGAGUGAGUCUCCAGACUUAGAGUUGCCAAGCCUUUUCGAUUGAAUGGGCUGUUGCUCGCGUAGGCGACCCCCCUGGGGCGAGCAGGCUGCGAAAGCGGCUGUUGGGCGAGUCCAUCUUCGUUGUUCUCGCACUGCCACUGCCUCUCCACUCCCAGUUCGCCCAAUGGGCUGUUUGAAAUACUCUAGGACUGUGAUGCCACGCGGGGGCCGCUCUGAAUGGCAGAUUUUAGCUGCGUCACGCGUGCAUCCUGUACACUGGCCUUGGAUGGCAAUGCUGUGACGUUACUUUCACCUGUGUGCCUUGUGGGCUGGGUUGGGGGAUGCUACAGUUGGAC